Messenger RNA from Talaromyces proteolyticus, 2295 nucleotides. RefSeq lists its product as uncharacterized. Gene Ontology annotation, biological process: regulation of DNA-templated transcription. The record is from RefSeq and is a predicted model, not a curated record. Gene Ontology annotation, molecular function: zinc ion binding; DNA-binding transcription factor activity, RNA polymerase II-specific. Bases 1 to 2295 code for a protein of 764 amino acids. Lineage: Eukaryota; Fungi; Ascomycota; Eurotiomycetes; Eurotiales; Trichocomaceae. The transcript is spliced from 4 exons.
AUGUCGGGUCAUCAGAAAAGCAAACAAAAACACCCUAAGGAUUCCAUUGCAGACCAAGCAUGCACUCGCUGCCGUGAGCGCAAGAUUCGUUGUGGCCGUGAGCUCCCUCAAUGCAAUAAUUGUGAGCGGGACGAUAGCGUGACAUGCGUUUAUCAGAAUCCCACCAAGAGAGUGAACCACCUAAAGUCGCUAUUUGACAGUGUCAAUGGGGUCAAGGAGCGCCUGGUUAAUAUAGAAUCGCAUCUUGGCCGUCUAACCGUCCACAUCGCACAGAACAUGGACCAGGACAAUUCUUGCUCUACCUCAUCGACCCGACAAGCCUCCAUGGGCGGAAGUUUUGAUGAAGAAGAUGAUGAAAAUCCUUCGCCGUACAGCUAUGACUGUACCGACUUGCACGUCUUCCACAACCAGGUGGACAUGGUCGAUUAUUAUCACGGACCAAUGUCGCUAUUCGUCCUCUGCAAGCAAUUUAGAUCUUGUGCUCUCUCUGUAAGCAAUGCUGAAUGUGGUGCUCCUUUACCUUUACAAGAUAUGUUGCAGAAUUUAUGUGAGAAAGCCGGCGUGCUUGAACCUUUCCCACCCUUUGGUGACCAGCCCGUCAUCAAUCUCCCGCCCAAGCAACAGGCCGCUACCAUUAUUGGCCAUUUCUUCCAGCAUGUUGACCGUGUGACCGAUAUUUUCGUAAAGAGUAAUCUCCUUGCCCACGUCGAACGUAUAUACUUGCAAUCAACAGAGCCUAGGGACGAUGUAUGGGCCAUCUGUUUACAGGCCAUUACUGUGCUUGUUUGGGGCAUGGAAAUCUCUGCCCAAGCAGGGAACGGCCUAUUUGGCGACUUUGCACGUUCAUUCCUUCCAAGUCGUGCUGCGCUGGUCAGCUCCCGUUUACUGACCACGCCCAGACUCAUCAACGUGCAGACUUUGAUAAUUCUAAGCGUCGUAGCACAACAAUUUGACCCUCCUGGAUGGGCUGGGUUUAUCUUCACCCACGCUUGUGGGCUUGCAAGAACCAUGGGACUCCACCAAACACAACUCUUCCCCCACGAAACCAGUGCAUAUGAGACAUUAGAGAGGGCAAAAGUCGUACAGUCGUUGUACGUCCGGGACAAGAGCUUGUGCACUACUCGAGGUUCUGUGUCCUGGAUGCCGACUCACGACUGCAACAUUGCUCCCCAACUAAACGCCGCCAUCGAGCGGCAGGUGCCCUAUUCUGACACACUGCAACUGGCAAUGAUCCAGGAUGAUAUUUACCGCUUGACGCAUACUGCCUCGUUUCGGACAAGUGGACCUAGUAAGUCACAAACUGCCAAGGCAUUGCGAUCCAUCGAGCACCAACUGGACCAGUAUACACGAACCUUCGGUAUUUUAAACUGCCAGGCUUCCUCUUAUAAUUCCCGUCGUGCUAUGUUGACGUUGGAGUUCCUGACCACCCGUAUUCUUGCGCUACAGCACGGGUCCGAGCAACGACAUGCCGAACAAGUACGUUCCGAUGCAAGGGCCAGCUGCCUCCUAUUGCUGAUAGCACACGGGGUUCAAGACCGUCAAGUCAUCGAUACUUUCAACGCUUUGACUUGUCAGGGGACCGUCCCUUCUGAUCGGGACGAGAACUUGUCCGCCAUCGAAGUAAGCACAAUCUCUUUCGCCAGUAUACUCGACGCCUUCUCGUUACCAGCAUUCUUUAUACUACUCGAAGACCUUCUCCGGCCCUCAGAGAAUGACAACGGCUAUAAUGCUGGUCUUGACCUGCUGCGGAGAGUGUCUACUUGCUACAUCAAUAGCACAGAGCGGAUGCAAUCUAACAGCUACCAUCGCAAGGUAGCGUGGACCUUCGAGCAGCUGCUUACAAUUAGUGAUCUGAUCAGAAACCCCGAACAGCAUCAGCCGGCAUCUGUUUCUCCAACAACAUCCACGUCUCAGAUGAUGUUUUCUCUCAAUACUCAGACAGACGAUUUCUUCCACAUGUCCCCCUCACGCCCAAUAGGAGACGGAUCAAGUUUCUCUUUCUCGCCACAACAGACGACGAGAAAGCCUUUCUCUUGGGAUAUCAGGCCAUCGGUCCCACCUUCAUUAGGACUAUAUACUCCCUUUGGUUCGGCAAAUUCGGCGGAUACUUCAGAGACUGGAAUAUCAGAUAUGCUCGAUCAGCUGAGACAAGGCGACCCCAACGGCAGCCCAGAGCGGUCUAUGUUAUGGUCUGAAAUCGCCCCUGAGCCUCCCACAACCAGGAAGCGUUUGCGGCCUAAUGAAGAGUCAGAUAUUCCCACAGAGAAGAAUGGGGCAAGUUUAUAUGAAUUUUAA